This is a messenger RNA of Alosa alosa (allis shad), 8777 nucleotides long. RefSeq names its product ankyrin repeat and KH domain containing 1 (gene ankhd1). The record is from RefSeq and is a predicted model, not a curated record. The transcript is spliced from 34 exons. Gene Ontology annotation, cellular component: cytoplasm. Gene Ontology annotation, molecular function: protein binding; RNA binding. Gene Ontology annotation, biological process: innate immune response. NCBI's taxonomy places the organism in Eukaryota, Metazoa, Chordata, Actinopteri, Clupeiformes, Clupeidae. Bases 163 to 8199 code for a protein of 2678 amino acids.
UUAGGUUGUUUGAAAGUUAAUGGCUUGAGGGAAAGAGAAUCGCUUCAGGAGAGUUUCGGGAUUUUUCUGAAGUGAAGCUUGACUGUUCUCAAGCAAUAUAACCACGAAGAAAGUAAUACGAAUAAGUUACUUUUGACCAAUACGUGUAAUAUCUAAAUAACUAUGCAGGAUGCAGUAGCCGGGACAGCAAUGAUGACGGACGGCUUCGAGGACGAGAUUGACUCGGUGACUCCUCGCUCCCCUGCUUUAGGGAUGGGGGUUGGAGCUACAACAGGAGCCGGACUUGGGGCCCUUGGUAUUGGCGCAGGAGGAAAGAAAGUCCGCUUCUUUGGUGAGGCAGGUGGGCCCACAGCAGAUAGGAUUGAUUUUAAGCUCGCUGCAGCCGCAGUGCUAUCAUCUGGUCCUGGAUCUGGCAGCGACGAAGAUGAAGUAUCUGAGGUGGAAUCAUUUCUUUUGGAGCAGGAAGACCUGGAUAACCCUGUGCUAAAGACGGCCUCAGAACUGCUCCUGUCCAGUGCUGCAGACAACCUGGACCUGCGGAGAGUGGACCCCGAAACACAGGCCCGCCUGGAGGCCCUGCUGGAGGCAGCAGGCCUCGCUGAACAGUCCAAUGCCGACGGUAAAGCCUUCGCCGAUCCCGAGGUGCUGCGCCAGCUGACCUCGUCAGUGAGCUGCGCUCUGGACGAAGCAGCUGCCGCUCUCACACGAAUGAGGGCCGAGAACACACUCAACGCCAGCCAAGCAGACAAUCUGGUUAUUUUUAGCCGUAGCCUGGCCGAGGCGUGCUCUGACGGAGACGUCAAUGCCGUGCGCAAGCUGCUGGACGAGGGCCGAAGCGUCAACGAGCACACGGAGGAAGGAGAAAGCCUGCUGUGCCUGGCCUGCUCGGCCGGCUACUACGAACUCGCCCAGGUCUUAUUGGCCAUGCACGCCAAUGUGGAGGACCGAGGCAUUAAGGGGGACAUCACACCUCUAAUGGGAGCAGCCAGUGGCGGUUACGUGGACAUAGUCAAACUGCUACUGGUACACGGAGCUGAUGUCAACGCACAAUCCUCCACAGGCAACACAGCCCUGACGUACGCAUGUGCGGGAGGCUUCCUGGACGUGGUCAAGGUGCUGCUGAAGGAAGGCGCCAACAUCGAGGACCACAAUGAGAACGGACACACUCCCCUGAUGGAGGCGGCCAGUGCCGGUCACGUCGAGGUCGCCCGCGUGCUCCUGGAAUACGGCGCCGGCAUCAACACACACUCCAAUGAGUUCAAGGAGAGCGCGCUCACGCUGGCCUGCUACAAAGGACACCUGGAAAUGGUGCACUUCCUGCUCGAGGCUGGAGCUGAUCAGGAACACAAGACAGAUGAAAUGCACACGGCCCUCAUGGAGGCCUGUAUGGACGGGCACGUGGAGGUGGCGCGUCUGCUGUUGGACAGCGGCGCUCAGGUGAACAUGCCCGCCGACUCGUUCGAGUCGCCACUGACGCUGGCGGCGUGCGGCGGCCACGUGGAGCUGGCAGCCCUGCUCAUCGAGCGCGGCGCCAACCUGGAGGAGGUCAACGACGAAGGCUACACGCCCCUCAUGGAGGCGGCACGCGAAGGCCACGAAGAGAUGGUGGCCCUGCUCCUGGCUCAGGGAGCCAACAUCAACGCCCAGACGGAGGAGACGCAGGAGACGGCCCUGACGCUGGCCUGCUGUGGGGGCUUCCUGGAGGUGGCCGACUUCCUCAUCAAGGCGGGAGCUGACAUCGAGCUGGGCUGCUCCACGCCGCUGAUGGAGGCUGCGCAGGAGGGACACCUGGAGCUGGUGAAAUACUUGCUGGCAGCAGGAGCCAACGUGCACGCCACCACUGCGACAGGUGACACGGCCCUCACAUAUGCGUGUGAGAAUGGACACACCGAUGUGGCUGACGUGCUGCUCCAGACAGGCGCUGACCUGGAGCACGAGUCCGAGGGAGGCAGAACUCCGCUAAUGAAAGCAGCGCGAGCAGGACACCUGUGCACUGUCCAGUUCCUGAUCAGCAAAGGUGCGGAUGUCAACAGAGCCACAGCUAAUAAUGACCACACAGUGGUGUCCCUGGCCUGCGCCGGAGGCCACUUGGCCGUGGUGGAGCUUCUGCUGGCUCACGGGGCCGACCCCACGCACAGACUAAAGGAUGGCUCCACCAUGUUGAUUGAAUCUGCUAAAGGUGGCCACACUAAUGUGGUGUCCUACCUCCUGGACUACCCAAAUAACGCCCCCACCACGGAGAUGCCCCAGCUCACACCUCCCUCUCACGACACGUCCCAGGCUCCCAGAGUUCCAUUCCAGGCCCUGGCCAUGGUGGUGCCUCCCCAGGAACCCGACAGAGUUCCAUCCAGCUCUUCACCUGUCUCAAGCAAAGGCAUGUCCAAGCAGCGGCUAGCCCAGCUGCAGAGCACGCCGGGCAGCCUGGACGCAGACCUGCUGCAGCCCUUUCACCCGUACCAGCAGCCGCUGGAGUGCAUCGUGGAGGAGACGGAGGGCAAGCUCAACGAGCUGGGCCAGCGCAUCAGCGCCAUCGAGCGCGCCCAGCUCCAGUCGCUGGAGCUCAUCCAGGGCGAGCCGCUCACCAAGGACAAGAUCGAGGAGCUGAAGAAGAGCCGCGAGGAGCAGCUGCAGAAGAAGAAGAAGAUCCUCAAGGAGCUGCAGAAGGUGGAGCGGCAGCUGCAGCUCAAGACGCAGCAGCAGUUCACCAAAGAGUACAUGGAGGCCAAGGGGCCCAAGGGCGAGGCCGGGCCGGCGGCAGGGGUGGAGGAGCCUGGCGCCCCCCUGCCCGGGCAACCACCCCAGCUGGGCACCGACGAUACCACCAUCGCCGUGGACGGGGAGGGGCAGCCCGAUUACUGCAAGCUCAUCCCGCCCAUCGACGACGAUGAGGUGGAGGAGCUGGAGGACGAGGAGGCGGGCGGGGACGAGGCCGGGGACGUCGGCGAGUACCCCAAACUCCCGCAGGUGGACACUAUCCUUUAUCGGGAGUCCUCCCAGCCGCCCCCUCCCCCUCCGCCUCCCCCUCCUCCCGCGCUGCCGCAGCAGCCGUCACCCCCACCGCUGCCGGCGUCCAGCUUCGUCCCCAUCCAGCCGCUGGCCGCGCAGCAGUGCGCCGACUUCGCCAGCGGUGGUGGCGGCAUGGAGUACCCCUGCGCCUUGGAUGGCGGCAGCCCCGAGCUGCAGAGGGCCAUGCUGGGGCAGCAGCUGGGCACCGGCCUCCUCAGCCAGGUGCCCGACGGCCUCAUGGUCGCUUCACCCGCACAGGUGCCUGACGGCCUCAUGGUCGCUUCACCCGCACAGACGCUCACUGACACGCUGGACGACAUCAUGGCAGCAGUGGGUAGCAGAGUGCCUAUGAUCGACACUACAACCUCCCCCACGCCUCAGGCCCCCAUCAGCGCCACGUCGCCCUCUGUGAUGGCCCUCUACCCUACCGUGGACAUCGACGCCUAUACGGAGAGCAAUCACGACACAGCGCUCACUCUGGCAUGUGCUGGAGGCCAUGAGGAACUGGUAUCGGUGCUCAUCACACAUGGGGCCAAUAUCGAGCACAGGGAUAAGAAAGGUUUCACUCCUUUGAUCCUGGCCGCCACAGCAGGACAUGUUGGUGUUGUGGAGAUCCUGCUGGAUAAAGGAGGGGACAUCGAGGCCCAGUCCGAAAGAACCAAAGACACACCUCUCUCCCUGGCCUGCUCCGGGGGACGACAGGAGGUGGUGGAGCUGCUUCUGCUUCGUGGGGCCAACAAGGAGCACCGCAACGUGUCCGACUACACGCCCCUCAGCCUGGCAGCCUCAGGAGGCUACGUCAACAUCAUCAAGAUCCUCCUGAACGCUGGAGCAGAAAUUAACUCCAGGACGGGCAGUAAGCUGGGCAUCUCUCCUCUGAUGCUGGCGGCCAUGAAUGGGCACGUGCCAGCGGUGAAGCUGCUGCUGGACAUGGGCUCAGACAUCAACGCCCAGAUCGAGACCAACCGCAACACGGCGCUGACACUGGCCUGCUUCCAGGGCCGCGCAGAGGUGGUCAGCCUGCUGCUGGAUCGCAGGGCCAACGUGGAACACCGUGCCAAGACGGGUCUAACUCCACUCAUGGAGGCAGCAUCAGGUGGCUAUGCGGAGGUGGGCCGGGUGCUGCUGGACAAGGGUGCCGAUGUGAACGCCCCUCCAGUCCCCUCCUCCAGGGACACGGCUCUCACCAUCGCGGCAGACAAGGGCCACUACAAGUUCUGUGAGCUUCUCAUCAUCAGGGGGGCCCACAUUGACGUUCAUAAUAAGAAGGGGAACACUCCUCUAUGGCUCGCUGCGAAUGGCGGCCAUUUUGAUGUGGUCCAGCUGCUAGAGCAGUCAGGUGCUGAUGUCGACGCUGCAGACAACCGCAAAAUCACCCCCCUCAUGGCCGCUUUCCGCAAGGGCCAUGUGAAAGUUGUGCAAUACUUGGUGAAGGAGGUGAACCAGUUCCCCUCUGACAUAGAGUGCAUGAGAUACAUCGCCACAAUUGCGGAUAAGGAGCUGCUGAAGAAAUGCCACCAGUGCAUGGAGACCAUCGUCAAAGCAAAGGACCAACAGGCGGCAGAGGCCAACAAGAACGCCUGUAUCCUCCUCAAAGAGCUCGACCUGGAGAAAUCCCGCGAGGAGAGUAAGAAGCAGGCCCUGAUUGCAAAGCGAGAGAAGCGCAAGGAGAAGCGCAAGAAGAAGAAGGAGGAGCAGAAGAGGAAGAUGGAGGAGGAGGAGGCCAAAGUGAAGGAGACCUUUGACGUGCAGGACGAGGAGAAAGAUUCCGCAGAAGAGGCGGAGGUGCCCAUCGAGCCCCCCAGUGCCACCACCACCACCACCAUUGGCAUCUCUGCCACCUCUCCCACCUUCACCUCCGCUUUUGGCAAGAAGCGCGCCAGCCUGACCACCAUGCCCAGCGCCGGCCGCAAGAACAAGAACAAGAAGUUGAAGGAGGCACCCGGCGCUGUUAACGAGCCCAUCAUCCUCCAGGACCCGCAGGUGGCCCUGGCGCAGCAAAAGGCCGACAAAAACAAGAUCAACGGCGAGCCUCGGGGCGGCGGGGCACCGGGCGGCACCAGCGACUCGGACAACUUGGACAGCGGCGACUGCAACAGCGAGAGCAGCAGUGGCAGCGGCGGAAGUAAGAGCCAUGAGCUCAGCGACGUCCCCUCGUCCUCGUUCUCCUCCUCCUCCUCAUCCUCUUCUUCCUCCUCCUCCGCUCCUCCUGGUCCGGCCAAGAUGCAGUCUCCACCGGAGAAGCACCAUGGCCUGACCAUGCAGAUCUCUAGAGAGGAGAAGGUCACCCCGUCUAAGCCACAUAGGGUCUAUGAUGUGGAGUCUCACAGUUCUUCGUUCUCAUCUGUGAAGACAAACUCACUGCCCAUCACCUCACCAAACAACAAGAUGAACCUCACCAGCCCCAAAAGGGGUCAGAAGCGAGAGGACGGAUGGAAAGAAGUUGUCCGCAGUUGCUCUGUCUCCAGAUCGAAGAAGCUCUCGGUCCCGGCCUCUGUGGUCUCCCGUAUCAUGGGCAGAGGAGGCUGCAACGUCACGGCCAUCCAGGACGUGACGGGUGCGCACAUCGACGUGGACAAACAGAAGGACAAGAACGGGGAGAGAAUGAUCACAAUCAGGGGAGGCACAGAGUCCACUCGACAUGCCGUGCAGCUGAUCAAUGCCUUGAUCCAGGACCCAGCCAAGGAGCUGGAGGACUUGAUCCCACGCAAUCACAUUCGGCAACCCGGCACGAGCACCCGGAUGGGCUCAACGCACACCACCUCCACAGCCUCCAGCACCACCGUGGCCAGCUCCAGGGGGCUACCCCCUGCCGUGCCGCCCUCUGCCUUGUCCUUCCAGUCCGCGGCUGCUGCCAGUGCCCAGCAAGGGGGCAAACUGGGGAAGAACAUGUCGUCGGCGCCAGGCGUGCGGCCUCCCUUCGUCUCCCUGCCCCUAGCCUACACGCACCCCCAGCUGGCUCUGCUGGCCAUGCAGCAGAUCCGCCACCCGCGGCUGCCCAUGGCGCAGUUCGGCGGCACCUUCACGCCCUCGCCCAACACGUGGGGCCCGUUCCCGGUGCGCCCUGUGAGCCCGGGGAGCGCUAGUGGCUCGCCCAAACACAACGGCGGCGUUGGCACGACCGCUCCUCGGCCCUCGCCAGUUGGCAGCGCCCACCCUGAGCACGCGUCUCCCUCCGCCGGCGCCGCCCCCACCACGCCCAUCUCCAUGGCCCCUCCGCUUACGUCUGCUGCCCCUGGCACACACACGCCCUCCUCCGCCAGGAAGCAGCUUUUCGCCGAGCCCAAGGUUGGGUCCGCUCAGCCGUCUGCGGCUAUAGCCCCGGCCCAGCAUCCCGCCACGCCUGUGACCUUCGCCCCAACCGUGCGCAGGACCCCGCCACUCCCUCCAGCCUCCUUCACCUCCCCUGCGCAGCAGCAGCAACAGCAGCAGCAACAACAACAACAACAACAGCACCAGCAGCAACAACAACAACAACAGCAGCAGCAGCAGCAGCAACAACAACAACAACAGCAGCAGCAGCAGCAGCAGCAACAGCACACACCCAGCAAGAUGGAGCCCACUUUCUCCAACGGCAAGGACAAGCCCCUGGUCGAGCUGUCCACGGCCGCUGCCUCCACCCAACCUGAGGGCCCCGUCGCCGCGGCGCCCCUACGGUCCUCCCCGACGCCCCAGCCCACCCAGGGAGACGUCCGGCAGCAGAUGCCCUCGGGUUUCUCGGCUGGCGACUCCGGUGCUGUCGCUGUCUCCCAGGCCUGUGCUCCGCUGCCAGUCUCUCGGCCCUUGCCCACCAGCAACCAUAACAGCCUCCACACCAACAUCAGUGGUACCGUGUCUCAUUACACCACAUCUGCGCCUGGCGCAUCGCAUCGUGUGCAGAACGCCGCCUCCGUCUACCCCAUCGGCGCCGGAGUGCCCAUGCAGGAGCAGCAGGCCGUGUUUGUACCCCCUGGCCCCCCACAGGAGCUGCACAAGCCUCAGCCCAACCAGUCCCCCAUUCGCAUGGCGCCACCUCCUCUGCCCACCUCCACCCACAAUGUGGGCAUGAUGAACGGCUCCCACAUGCACCCCCAUGGAGCCAAAGCCCAGAUGCCGCCCAACUUCGGCCCCAACAACCUCUUCAAUCACUUUGGGAGCAUCUUCGAGAGCAAUCAGGUGGGCCACAACCAGGUGUGGGGAGGCUGCCAGCUGCCCAACCGGACCCCUCCGGAGCAGACCUACAACGCCCCGCCCGCCUAUGUGGACGAUGCCGGACAGCUGGACGGUGUCAUGAACCAGGGCGACAACUCCAAGGCGCCAGGCUACCGUUGUGCCCCUCAGAAGAUGGCCACACACAGCCCCAUUGGAAUGCACCAUGUGGAUCCCACGGGCAACUCGGGCAUGUCGUCCUCCACGGCGCUCACCAGCUUCACCACGAGCAUCACGGGCAGCCCUGUGUUCCUGCAGGGCUCGGCCCCGGUGGGCCCCCCCUCCUUCAGCCGCCAGCACUUCUCCCCCCUGCCCUGGGGCGCCUCGUCCUCCUGCAAGAGAAUCAGAGGUGAGUCUCCAGUGCCCUCCGUGUCCACGGGGAACGCGUCUCCUCACUGCACGGCCGCCGUCAUGCCGCAGAUCCAGGCGAAGGCCAUCAGCAGUGCCAGCCAGCAGGACCGUAAAGUGCCCCCGCCCAUCGGGACGGAGCGUCUGGCCCGCAUACGGCAGACCGGCUCGGUCAACCAUACCAUCCUGCCCGCCAGCUACACGUCAAAUGUAGGGCAGGGAGGCAUCUGGUCCUUUGGUGUGGGAAGCGCCACUGAGCCCAUGGCUGGGUGGUCCCAGCCGCUGAUGGGAGGGCACAUGAUGCCCCAGCAGCUGGCUGACCAGUCCGCCUUCUCCCAGCACCAGGCCAUGGAGCGUGACGACACGGGCAUCGUGGCCCCAUCCAACACCUUCCACCAGCCCGUGCCCACCAACUACAUGGAUUUCCCCAAGGGUUUGCCCAUGUCUGUGUACGGCAACACGAUGAUGCCCCCUCACCCCCCGUUGGCAGAGGCCCCAGGGGGCCCCAUGUACAAUGGUCUGCAUGCCGCCGACCCUGCGUGGAACCCUAUUCUCAAAGUGGUGCCCAACUCGGCCGAGAACUCCGAUCCUCAGCAGGUCUGGACCGGCACCUGGGCUCCUCAUGUUGGAAGUGUACACCUGAAUCAUGUCAACUAAACACAAACCUAGCUGGUAAAUAGUAGGACCAGUGAGAGGAAAGUAGGAAAAAGAAAAGAAUUAAAUUAGAAAAACAAGAUUUACUCAGUGACUGAAGACUUUAACCUAAGCGUAUCCCCAAAUUGCAAAAUUAUACUUUAAAAAUGGACUUAGACACCUUUUGAUGUGCCUGACUGAAAAAAAGAGACAGACAGAAAGACGGAAAGGAGAAAAUAACCUCUGGCGUGGGCUUUAAAGCAUUUACUCUUGUCUAUGAACAAACCAACUGCCUGUUUAACAGGAUACAUUCUCUGCAUAGUAUAGCCAUUUUGAGAUAAGAAGCCCACGUAUAGUGGGGCUGGAGGGCUCAGUAGGUCUGUGCACUAUUUAUACCUAGCCAUGACCUAGAUGAUUACUCACAGAGAGAAAUCAGACCUUUAGAAAGGUAAAUACAUGUAUAAUUGUUUACAUACUGAAAAAAGGGUUAAAAAAUGAGAGUAAAUUUCAUGUCGUAUAGUGGCUCUACUUUAUGUAGCCUGUAUUAAUGUGAAAUAUUUACCUUAAUAUUCAAUAAAGAUGUUCAUUAAGAUAUUCAGUAA